Molecule: messenger RNA, 2903 nt
Organism: Zingiber officinale
Lineage: Eukaryota; Viridiplantae; Streptophyta; Magnoliopsida; Zingiberales; Zingiberaceae
Product: U-box domain-containing protein 45-like
Exons: 6
Coding region: 282-2645 (787 amino acids)
Biological process (GO): protein ubiquitination
Cellular component (GO): nucleus; cytoplasm
Molecular function (GO): ubiquitin-protein transferase activity; protein binding
Source: RefSeq, a predicted model, not a curated record
UAUCAGAGUGAGAGAGGACAUGGGGAAUGAAUGGCUGAUGGAAUCUCUCUCGCUUUGUGCUUACUCUUCUCUCGAUCGCUCGAUUCUCGCUUCCUUCUCGCAAGGAGCGCCCUUUGUUUUUUUUAACUAGCUCGUUCCUCGAAAUCCUUUUCCUAACGAGGGAGGUGGAGGAGAUGAGAUCUCGAUCUUGUCAUGUAAUGCGCGACUUCAUCUGAAUCGACUGCAUGCUCCGGCGCUGGUGAUGGUGAUUGGGACAUUUUGUUUUUUUUUUUAGUUGAUUCAUGUUUUCGGUGAGAGUGAUGGACGCGGCUGAGUUGGAAGGGCGCAUGUUCAUAGCUGGUGAUCCAAAGGUACAUGGGGAUAUGUUUAGAGUGCUCCAUGCAUUUAUUAGUAAGGUAAUGGAGAUAUUUCCCUUUAUAGAAGCUGCAAGACCCAGAAGUAAGUCUGGCAUACAGGCACUAUGCUCUUUGCAUGUUGCUCUUGACAAAGCCAAAAGUCUUCUUCAGCAUUGCUCUGAGUGUAGUAAGCUUUACUUGGCAAUUACUGGAGAAUCAAUUAUAGUAAAGUUUGAAAAGGCCAAAUGUGCACUUGGAGAAAGUCUUAGACGAGUUGAAGAAAUUGUGCCAGAGCCUAUUAAUUGCCAGAUCAUAGAAAUCAUUGGUGGGUUGGAAGAAGCUGUGUUUGAGCUUGAUCAGUCAGAGAAGCUGGCUGGUGAUGAAAUCAUAUCAUUGCUUCAGAAAGACAGUAAACUGAAGAGCAAUUCAAGCAAUAGCAAAGAGCUUGAGGUUUUCCACCAAGCUGCUUUAAGGCUCGGGAUUACUUCUUCUCGAGCAGCACUGACUGAAAGGAGAUCUCUGAAGAAACUCAUGGAGAGAGCUCGUGCUCAGGAUGACAAACGGAAGGAAUCUAUUGUAUCUUACUUGUAUCACCUCAUGAGAAAGUACUCAAAUAUUUUCAGAAGUGAGUAUGCUGAUGAUACUGACUCUCAGGAAUCAACUCCACGCUCCCCUCCCAUAUUGGGGUUUGAAGAGGUGUCUAGUCCACAUCGGAUCAGCUACACAUUUGAUAGGAACAGUCAGAUGUUUGAUAGACAUCUAUCUAAGUUACGCUCUUUCAACUUCAAACAAAAUGGAAGGUCUGGAAAUAUGCCAAUCCCUCCUGAAGAAUUCAUAUGCCCCAUUUCCUUGCAGCUCAUGUUUGAUCCUGUCAUUAUUUCAUCUGGACAGACCUAUGAGCGUAUUUGCAUUGAGAAAUGGUUCAAUGAUGGCCAUAGUACCUGUCCGAAAACGCAGCAGCAGCUAUCUCAUUUAUGUUUAACUCCAAACUACUGUGUUAAAGGUUUGAUUGCGAGUUGGUGUGAGCAGAAUGGAUUUCCCAUUCCUAAUGCCCCCCCUGAGUCCUUGGAUUUCAACUAUUGGAGAUUGAGUCUCUCUCAAUGUGAAGCCAUGGAUUCAAGUUCCUUUCUUGGCAUAAAUUCUUGUAAAUCGAAAAGUAUUAGUGUUUCUGAUUGUGAUGGCAGUAGCAUCCCAGAGGAGACCAAGGAGAAUGAUUCUGAAAUUUUAAACUACUAUCAGGACUGUGGAGCAGAUGAGCUUGGCAAAUGCCGAAGUGCACUAGCUUCACUCGGUGAGGUUAAAAAUGCACAGAAGCAAUUCAGAGUAGUGGAACAGAUAAGGUAUUUGCUGAAGGAGGAUGAAGAAGCUAGGAUCUUCAUGGGUGCUAAUGGAGCUGCGGAGUUGCUCAUUCAGUUUCUCAGAACGUCCAUAUACAAUGGUGAUCAAAAGGCUCAAGAAGCUGGUGCCAUGGCCCUUUUCAACCUUGCAGUCAACAACAAUAGGAACAAGGAAAUGCUCAUAGAAGCUGGCUUGAUACCCUUGCUAGUGGAAAUGAUCUCAAAUUCUGGAACGUACGAAUGUGUAGCGGCACUCUACCUCAACCUUUCAUGUCUUAACGAGGCCAAGCCCCUUAUUUGCUCAAGUAAAGCUGUUCCAUUCCUCAUUCAGCUUUUACAAGAUUACGAAAAUGCUGGGAGCACCUGCAAGUAUGAUGCACUCUAUGCGCUGUAUAAUCUUUCCACUCAUCCACCCAACAUCACCAUCCUCAUAUCAUCAGGCAUCAUCACCAGCCUCCUUCCGCUCCUCGGAUUGCCUUCUGCACCUGAAGGCAUAAUGUGGACCGAGAAGGCUCUUGCAGUCUUGAUAAAUUUAGCAUCGAGCCAGGCAGGAAGGAGAGAAAUUAUUUCCGAUCCAGGAAUCUUUUCCAGUCUUGCUGGAGUCUUGGACUUUGGUGAGCCCUUCGAGCAAGAGCAGGUUGUGUCGUGCCUGUUGAUCCUGUGCAGUGGUAACGAGAAAUGCAGUCAAAUGGUCUUGCAAGAAGGGGUGAUACCCUCCCUAGUUUCGAUAUCGGUGAAUGGGACAGCAAAAGGUAGAGAGAAGGCUGAGAGGUUAUUGAAACUCUUCAGAGACCAGCGGCAGCAAGAGCCACCUACCCUCAAGCAGCAACAUCAGCCGACGAUAGAUGGCAACAGUGGAAUUCAAGCGGCCAUUGAAACCAAGAAAUUCUGUAAAUCAAGAUCAAAGAAGCUUGGAAGGACACUGAGUUCUAUCUGGAAGAAGAAGAAGAGUUUUUCGAUAUAUCAAUGCUAGUGUCAUUGGUCAGUCCCAAUCAUGUAAAUUUAUGUCAGGCAUUUUCUUUGUUUUAUUUGUUGAAAUUUCUAAUCUUUUCAAUCAAGGGGAGUUGGCAUUUUCCCUUUGCCUCCCUGAAUGGAAAAGAUGUACAGACUCUCUGUUAGUGUGUAUCAGCUUUCUCAGCUGUCUUCUGUUAGCAGUUGAAAAAGAAAAAGAAAUAAUUGUAAUUUCAAAUGGAAAAAAACAAAGCAGUAGACGCAGAUUAAAAUAUAAUUA